Trifolium pratense (red clover) is the source of this 594-nucleotide messenger RNA. RefSeq lists its product as uncharacterized. The transcript has a single exon. Lineage: Eukaryota; Viridiplantae; Streptophyta; Magnoliopsida; Fabales; Fabaceae. The record is from RefSeq and is a predicted model, not a curated record. Bases 1 to 594 code for a protein of 197 amino acids.
AUGCAAAUGCUUCCGCUCGUAGAGAGCUUGCUGCAAAUCGCUCGUAGAAAAUGUUGGUUUUCUGGAUGGUUAAGGUGUGGUAAAUUGAAAGCCAAGCAUUUGCCGGAACGUGUGCUAAGACAAUUUCAACAUGUGCAAGGCAUUCCAAGAAACCCGAGUAUGUCUGCAACGCCGGGGAUGAACUUGUGUGAGAUAGAUCGUGUGUUUACGGAAGAAUUGGAGCUGAGGAUGAUAGAUGAAGAGAUGAGGGGUCGGCCUGUUACAAGCCCGUGGGACACUGAACCCGGAUAUAUGUCAUGGUUUUAUAGAGUGUCGCAUCCAGUUAUGCGACCCGUAGAAGCUCCUGAAUCACCACCAAGGCCACCUAAUUUAGAGGUGUUAAUAGAGGCGGCGGAAGCAAGAAAUGACCCUAAUCUAAUGCAAGUUUGCCGGAGUGUCAAGGUUGAGGUCGAAAGGGCAGUUCGCGAUGGUGAGGCGGUUGAAGGAACUCCAAUUCAUGGUACUUUGCAGCGGAUUCUGAAUUUGCUUAAUCCGAUACUUGCUUAUAGGCGAAUUAAGCGGGGGAAGGGGACACGCUACCACACUCGGGGGUAG